AUGGUUAGUGGAAUUGCUGGAGCUGCUAAGAGCACACAUAAUGUCUCAAUUGUUAAUUAUUUACUUAAAGUAAGGGAAGAAUAUGCCAGACAACAGCAAAAGGAUUAUUCCCAUGUUUUUAAAAAAAAAUCCUAUUUCGAUUUAAUGCGAUUAUCUUGUAUUAUAAUUGGGAUACAAUUUGCUUAUGCAGCAGAAACAGCUUUUGUAUCUCCAAUACUCUUAGAACUUGGAGUUGAAUAUAAACAUAUGACAAUGGUAUGGGCAUUACCUCCAUUUUUAGGUUUCUUUAUGUCUCCAUUUUUGGGAUCAAUUAGUGAUCGCUGUAAACUAUCAAUAGGAAGAAGACGUCCAUUAAUAAUAGGUUUAUCGAUGGCUUUGCUGCUUGGUUUAUUAUUGGUUCCGCAUGGCGAACAAAUAGGUGUAUUAUUAGGUGAUACCGGAUCCGAUUAUUCGGAGAACAAAAUAUUAAAUAUGACAUUGAACUUCUCACAAUUUGGUACUGCACAAGCUUUGCAUGCAUCAAAAAAUUUUGAUAUAGUAUCGAAUUGUAAAUUUGCUUUAAUUUUUACAAUUUUGGGUACUAUCUUGUUGGAUGUUAGUACAGAUAUCUGUCAGACACCAUCUAGAGCAUAUUUACUUGAUGUUUGUAUACCGAACGAUCAUGCUGUUGCUUUGAGUAUAUUUUCUACAAUGGCUGGUGUUGGUGCUUCAUUAGGUUAUGCUUUAUGUGGUAUAGAUUGGGAAUCAACUUCUUUUGGGAAAUAUUUUGGCGGAAAUAUUUUAACAGUAUUCACUUUAGUUACAAUACUUUUUAUCAUUUGUUUAGUAAUAACAAUAACCAGUUUUAGAGAAAUCCCUCUGUCUUUGAUUGAACAGGAUCCAAUGCUGAAACCACUAACGGCCUCAGCAAUCCAGAAAGAAGUGGAGGAAGCAAAAAAUGAUGUUGUAUAUUAUAUCAGAGAAAUUAAGGGAAUAUCUUUUCAAAAACGUAAAUCUGAAUUAAGCGAAUAUUUGGGUGAUUCUACAAUAAGUUCUGGAACUUAUAAGAAAAGAGACGAUGAAGAAUUCUUUGACACUAAUAUGAAGGAAAAUCUGGUUGCAGCAAUGUCAUCUUCUUUUAUUAAUGAAAAUGAAGAAAUAACUGAAAAUGAGGAAACGGAAACAAAAGCUUCGUUACUCGAAUAUUUAAAAAGUAUUAUAAUUAUGCCGAAAUCCAUGAGCAUAUUAUGUCUAACAAAUUUAUUGGCUUGGAUGGCAUAUCUUUGUUAUUGUUUAUAUUUUACCGAUUUUGUUGGAGAAGCAGUUUUCGGAGGAAUUCCUUCGGUGAAUCCAGAAUCUAAAAGUAAUUUAGUUUACGAAGAGGGUGUACGAUUUGGUUGCUGGGGUUUAACGAUAUGCGCGGCUGCAUGUUCCAUUCAUUCAAUAUUUACAGAAAAGUUGAUUAAAUUGUUUAAUUUAAAAAGAUUUUACAUUGGUACUAUGUUGAUUUAUGUCAGUGGUAUGUUUGUUCUCGCUUUAUGGCCCACUAAAAUUGGGGUUCUUGUGCUAAGUAUUACUUCUGGUAUGCAAUAUUCGACAUUAUUGACUGUUCCUUAUAUAUUAGUAGCAAAAUAUCAUGCUAGUAAUUGUUUUCAAGUAAGACGUGGUGAGAAAAUUCUAAUAAAGCAGGCAAGAGGUUUAGGGACAGAUGUUGCAAUUGUUUCAAGCAUGGUAUUUGUAGCACAACUAUUAAUCUCACUUGGCCUUGGGUCAACAGUUUCUCUAUUGAAUACAACGGCUGGAGUCCUUUAUGCAGCUUCAGUUUUUUCUUUAUUAGCAUCUCUAACGGCAUAUUUUGUUUUGUAUUUAGAAUGA
This is a messenger RNA of Condylostylus longicornis, 1854 nucleotides long. RefSeq names its product proton-associated sugar transporter A-like. Gene Ontology annotation, molecular function: sucrose:proton symporter activity. The transcript is spliced from 6 exons. Gene Ontology annotation, cellular component: membrane. The record is from RefSeq and is a predicted model, not a curated record. NCBI's taxonomy places the organism in Eukaryota, Metazoa, Arthropoda, Insecta, Diptera, Dolichopodidae. The coding region runs from base 1 to 1854 and encodes 617 amino acids.